This is a messenger RNA of Tripterygium wilfordii, 1671 nucleotides long. RefSeq lists its product as uncharacterized. The record is from RefSeq and is a predicted model, not a curated record. Bases 317 to 1324 code for a protein of 335 amino acids. NCBI's taxonomy places the organism in Eukaryota, Viridiplantae, Streptophyta, Magnoliopsida, Celastrales, Celastraceae. The transcript is spliced from 4 exons.
GUAUGGUUCUUGUAAGUCAAGUCUGAGUCGUAACCGACCUAGGAAAAAAAAACACGAAUAUCAGGAACAAAACCCUUGAUUAUAACCCGAAUAGAAAGUCCCAGCAAUUUUGUGUUCUUGUUUCGUCAACUUCUAAAUCGUUUGACGUUUAUAUGCUCUGGCUGCGUGAAUUCUAAGCUUGGAUUUGGCUCUGGAUGUCCUCGAAUGUUUACGUUUGAGCUGAUUCGGUGACUGCGAGUUGUGUGGCUUCCCGGAAUGAGUUGGCUUCGCAGAUCUGAUAAGUGAUUGGAGUUUGGAUGCUUCUAUUGUUUGUGUUAUGGAUAAAUAUGUAACUGUGGUAGCUCUGUUUCUGUUUUUGAUUUUCACCGAUGUUUCCAGUGCUUCACUGCUCUCUAAGUUUCGAUAUUUGGUUGCUGUAGAUUCAAGCAACAAUAAUUACAAAUCUGCCCGAAUUGAAGUUUCUCCAUCACCAAGUCCUGUUUCAACCAGUUCAAACGAUUCAAAAAAGGAUCCUCAGGGACCCAACAGCAAUGAUCCACAUAAAGACGAUCAUACGGGUUCGAGCAAGAAGGGAUCCGGGAGCUCAAAUCCUAAAACUCAAACAAAUGGCGCCAAUAAUCAGGAAACCAAGAAGAAUGACGAUGAUAGAAGUAUGUCAAAGUCAGUAAUUAGUGAAAAUUGUACGGGUCUGGUUAAGAGGUGCAAGGACCUGAACUCAUUGAUUGCAUGUAUUCCUAAUUUCCGUUCCGGGUUGAAAGAAUUUGGUGUGCUGGUGGAAAAUGUAGGAGAUGUCGCUUUGAACGUGAAUCUUUCUCUCCCAGUUUCUCUAGAGAAUAGUUACAAGUCAAUUGAAAUACCGAAACACCAUUCCCGGAAGAUUAAUGUCACCGUUGACAAAAGCACCAAGCUAAUCUUCGAUGCUGGAAAUGGGAAGUGUGUGCUUCACAUAGGGCCCGAUGAAUCUGAAGAGAAUUUUUUCCUGCACCUUCCUUCUUAUGAGAAGCUGGUGACCCCCAUCAACGGUGCUUAUUUCAUAAUUUUUACUGUGAUAAUUUUUGGUGGGGCAUGGGCUUGCUGUAAGUUUGGGAAGAAGAGACAUCAGGGUGAAGUCGCUUAUCAAGAGCUUGAAAUGGGAUUGCCGGAAUCUCACAUGUCUAACAGUGUGGAAUCAACGGAAGGUUGGGAUCAAGGAUGGGAUGAUGACUGGGACGAGGAAACGGCCUUCAAGUCACCAGUAAGUCAUCCUGUAGGAAACGUCUCAGCCAAUGGCCUUACUUCAAGAGCCUCAAACAGAGAUGAAUUGCAAAAUGACUGGGAUGAUUAGUGAUUUUAUACCGAGCUGGAUGAUGAGGUAAAUUAAAAGGGAAAAAAAUAGACACAGAGAAUACCAAAUCUGCAAUGUUAGCUGUAAAGCUUUCUAAUACGACUUGGGGUUGUGCUGCACUGGUUAAUGCACUGAAUGCUAUUUUUACUUCAAAUACCGGAGGUAAUAUAUUUUUCUUUCUUGAAACCUAUCUUCUGUUGUUUUGUUUUUUCGCUGGAUAUGAUUCUGGGUUACAUUUGUUUUGUACAAUAUUUUGACAUCCAGUCUCCUUUUGGGUAAAAACAGAAUGUUCUUUCAAAAACUUUUUGUGUUGUAUUGUUGAGAGAGGUUGGACCUUGGAGGAGAAA